This is a messenger RNA of Ixodes scapularis (black-legged tick), 5062 nucleotides long. It is a transcript of the gene Spred, whose product is annotated as sprouty-related, EVH1 domain-containing protein 1. Gene Ontology annotation, biological process: multicellular organism development; negative regulation of MAPK cascade. Gene Ontology annotation, molecular function: protein kinase binding. The record is from RefSeq and is a predicted model, not a curated record. Gene Ontology annotation, cellular component: membrane. The transcript is spliced from 5 exons. Lineage: Eukaryota; Metazoa; Arthropoda; Arachnida; Ixodida; Ixodidae. The coding region runs from base 364 to 1554 and encodes 396 amino acids.
GCCUUCCCAAGAUGCACCGGGGCGCCCGUCCCGCAUUUCCACCCGUGCGUCGGAGGAGCGCGCGUCGUCGCGAGGUCGUCGUCGCUUGUGUGUUGCCGCCUCCGCCGACGGCCGCCGUUCGAGGCGGGCUGCGACGAUGAAGUGUGUGCGAGCAGGGGCUUUGUGAUCGCGGCGGUGACCGUCGUGGGUGGUUGACGCCGUCCGGGACGUGCGAACGGCGCCGACGCGGCCGCUGGUGCCCAAUGUUGUGCUGGAAGAGGACCGUCGUCGUGCCGCUGCUGGCGUCGCGGGCACUCUACACCUGAGGAUUAAGUGUUCGUGGACCCGUCAGCGGCCCCAACAUGACACGCCAGCGGAGGGAACAUGACAGAAGCUAGCUUUCACGAUGGUGGCUGCCUGGUUCGUGUUCGGGCCCAGGUAAUGACUCGGGACGAUUCGACGGGCGGCUGGGUGCCCCUCGGGGGCGGAGGCCUGAGCAGCGUCUCCGUGCGGAAGCGCUGCGACGUGGCUCCGCCCCCCCCGCCAGCCGUCGGAGGGGGGGGCCCCACGCCCUCCACGGGGGGCGGCGGCUGCUGCUACCAGAUCACGGGCGAACGGGAGGCCGGGGUGCUGCUCUCGUGCGGCAUCGGCCGGGACUUCACCUACAACAAGGUCAUGCCCACCUUCCACCACUGGCGGGCCGGCGACCACAAGUUCGGCCUCACCUUCCAGACGUCGGCCGACGCCAGGGCCUUCGACAAGGCCGUCCGGGUCGCCAUGGAGGACCUCCUAGACGGUGUGGGGGACUUGUGCGGUGCGCUGCACGACUCAGACAUCGGGGACGACGAGGUAUUCAUGACGCUGGAGCUGCCCGUCGAGUCCCGCUCCUCGUCCGGCUCGUCCUCUGCCGGCAGCGGCCUGUCACCCUACUCGGCCAACCACCUGCACCGGAUCAACUAUGUCCGUAAGGACACCUCACAGGGACCCAACAACAAGAGCAGCUACAUAGAGGACAGCGCCCUCCCCGGCGAGCCCUACUCCUACGUCCAGUUUGCCAAGCACGAGUACUCGUACCCGCUGGUCGAAGCCCUCAAGAGCGGCGUCCGGGCGGACCCCCAGGCGCCGGCCUCGGGGAACAACGGACCCCCCGCCGCCCCCAAGAAGCCCCCCGGCGGAGCGCCCCCGCUGCCCAGCAAGGCGCGUUCCGGUGGCAACACCGGGGGCGCACCCCCCAAGCGCCGCCAGUGCCGCCACUGCCUCGAGGAAUUCUCGGAGGACGCCAACGCGCGGGGCUCGUGCGAGUAUGCGCCGGACGGCGUGCUGUCGUGCAUCAACGCGGCCUCGUGCAUCUCGUGUGCCCACUGCAUGCUGUACCACUGCAUGGCCGACGCGGAGGGGGACUUCAGCCAGCGGCCGUGCUCGUGCUCGGGGACGCCUCGGGACUGCCGGAGGCGGUGGGCCGGACUGGCGCUCCUGUCGCUCCUCGUGCCCUGCCUCUGGUGCUACCUGCCCCUGAGGGCGUGCCACCGGGCGGCCGUGGCCUGCGGACUGUGCGGGGGCCGCCACCAGGCCUGACGGGACCCUCUUCCUUGUUAUCGUUGAUGUUGCCGUUGUUGUUUCACGCCCGUUUUUUGUACGUGCAUCGUCGUGGCGGGGGGGACUAGUGUUGUUGUUGCCGACUGCCACAGACGACGCCCCUUCUGCGUCGGGCGCCCGACCGCGACGGAAAGGAGCUACGAGGGUUCCCGAAGCCCGGUUCACGUCGACCGUGUCCCUGCGCGCGUGUGUGCAAGGUGGAUACGGUGUUGCAGAGAUGUGCUACCCGGCUCACUAUAGUCGUUCGCGGGUUAAGAAUGUAGUAAAUGUUCCGCCUUUAAGCGCGACCGUCCCGCCUUCGGUGGCGCUUCGUCGCACGCGCAGCCAAAUCCCAGCAGGAGGCAACGAGCGCUUGCUAGGGGCGGAGCCUCUGCUGCAUUCUUAACCUGUGGCCGACCGUAGCUGUAGCGCGAGCGACGAAGGGAUGGCCCCUCUGGUGGUACGGUUACGAACCGGUCGGCCAUUCCGGGACACGGCAACGUGACGAGCGCAGCGUCGGACGUGCGCUUGAUGCGGAGGGGGAGUCGGUCGCGACGACGUUAGGCUUCACCUAGGCCGUGCAAAUGCGGCACGUUAGGCCUAGUUCUUUUUUAUACAUUGCCAGGAGGGACAGGGACAACGGAGACGUGACGGUGCCCGGCGCGUCAUCGGUGGGGUAAGGGACGGCCGUCCCUAAAUACGUCUGGGGCGAGUGUUUUGGUGGACGCCACAAAUGGGCCUUUUCUGGCCUGCGGUGGAUGCUGGCGCAUAUACUUAGAAGAAAAAAAAAAAAAAAAAGAAGGAAGAGGCAAAUUAGCCAAAAAUAUGUGGGGAGAGGUGAAAUAGUGAAAUGAUUGAAAAUUAAUAUAGGUAAAAUGGGGGAGAGGUGAGCUAGUGAGUGCUUUUGGGGAUAGGUGAAAUGACGGAAACAUGUGGGAAGAGGUGAAAUAGCUAGAAUUGUGGGGAGAGGCUAAUUUGCUAAACAUGUGGGGAGACGUUAAAUAGUUAACACAUCUGGGAAUAGAUGCAAUUGUGGAAACAUGUAGGGACAGGUGAAGCAGUUAAAAUGUGGGAGGGGAAAAAUAGCUGAAAUGUAGGGAGAGGUGAAAUUUUAGAAUGUGGGGGUGAUGCAAAAUAUUUAAAACAUGUAGGGAGGGUCGGAGUAGUAACAACCUGGCGGAGGUGAUGGAUAGCUAAAACAUGUGGAGGGAGGCAAACUAGCAAAAAUGUGUACAUAUGUGCAUGUUCGAGAAGCUCAUGCUCGCGUAAUACUCUCAUCAGCUCUUCUCCAAGAAUACACAGCUAACUCGGAGACUGGCACGAAAGUUUUGUCAAAAAUAAAUACAUAUGCCCACCGCUAGGCACCGUCUUUAAUUACGCAGAAAGGGUCCAUUAUCAUCAACAAACUAGACCUAACGCACCGUGGCGGUGCUUACCUGGCGGUUGACUUAGUAAAUCUCUCGCAUUGCCUCUGGUUUGUCACGCCGUAGCUUCCCGAGCGAUCAAUGCGAACGUUUCAUACCUCUCGAGCACAACUAAAAUGUGUUAAGCCUAAGUUAAGGGGGGUUAUUGCAGACACGCUACGAGUGCUGUGGCUUUUUACCAGAUGGCAACCACCGAACGCAUUCAGCGGAUGGUUUUUUCAGCAUGCCGGCGGGGACCUUCCCCACCGUUGCCGCCGCCGUCACUCCCAAGCGCCACCCUCCGCCAUCCACGGCGUUCCGCGCCCGCCGUGGGAGUGCUUCUCGAAGCACACGGCGGAGGACUGUCCUGUAACCGAGGCCGACGUUACGAGAUCAGCGUGGUUGAGAAACUCCCAUUGAUACGAGCAAUGAGGGAGGCUUCCAACGUUCGCGCCUUUUUUGGGGGAAGUGAUAGUUUUGCGCCCCUGGGAGUUUGCCGGCCAGCAGUAUCUAGCAACGUCGACCGAGAUCGACGGAGGAUUGUGUCGUGCCUGUGUGUGUGUCCGCACGUACCUGCGUCCGUACGUGCUCUCUCCGGACUUGCUGCGACGGCGUCGUCCGUCGGGCGACCGCAACGAGGAAGAAUCUGACGGGUGUCCGCAAAAGGCCGCGCCGCUCCCGACGUCGUCUGCCAAAAAGUCUGCAAAUGGAACAACCACGCCACGCGUCGUGGCGGCAUUUUUCUCUCGGAGACUUCCAGCGGCCUCGUCCCCAACUUCCGUCUCAAGCUCGCCUCCGACUCGAGCGGUUUUAAAUCAGCGGAUUUUUCUACGCCAAGUUUGCGGGCGACGUUUCGUAGUCGAGCCCAGAUCGUCCACGUGGAUCGGCUCCGACUUUGGCUUUGCGUGUCUCCGAGGGACGGCCAUGCGACUGGCACCCGUUCCUUCCCCUUGGCCGAACAAGUUGCUCAUCUUCCGCUUGGCUAGUUUGCACGAGGAAUCCAUGCAAAACAAAAGAGGAAAAAGAAGCAAACAUGGCGCUGUUUAAGGCCCCACAUGCUGCAGAGAGAGAGUGAGCAAGUUUUGUAGUUCCCUUUUUCUUUUUGUACCGUUUUUUUUUUUAGUCUUCUCAUCAUCAACAUGUCUUUGCAGUUUUCUCCGCUUCCAAAGAAACCGUCGCAUUGUGUUGUUUUGUGUUGGAGGGUGCAUCUGUUGUAGCAAAGUGCGUACGCCAAACCGUUUUUUUUUUCUCGCUCCCGCUUAAGGCGGAGAAAUGUUUACGGCGGGGCUCUUUCUACUGCGAGGGGACACCAGUCUGCUUGUUCGUACCAUCGCACAUUUUUCUUUUUAUUUAUUGAAACAGUUUGCACCCGGCUUUCUCGAAGUUGGGCGUUUCUGCGCACGAACUGCUCGAAGAAAGCGCUCGGGUCUGGGUGGGGAAGGGGAGUCGAAAUUGCAUAGUCAUCCCGCACGGUGAGACAUUGACGGCGGUGUGUUGUGUUGCUGGUGUGCGGCGGGUCGCGCGCAAAGUGUUUUGUCCAUUUGCGAAAAUUUCCAGUGUGUCUCGUGUAGCCUGGCAACAUGGUUUCCAUGCCAGGACGGAAGAGCAGGUGCGAAAACGUGAAAGACAGGCGGCUUAGGCCACUCGACCUGCGCCAUCGUCCGCGGAAUUAAUGCGCCGACGUUGGGGGACGGCUCCGAUUCCACAACGUUUUUUGGCCGCUCGGUGCCAGAGAAUCAAAAACGUUGAAAACAGUGCGGUCUGCGUCGAGGCAUGGAAGCACAGACUGAUGACAACGCCUCCUGUCUUGCAAGCACACUCUGUCCAUCGUUUGGCAUUCCUUUGUUGCGGGAAUCGUCGGAAAGUUGUGUCACCCUUUGUAAAUUUGCUCUCGAUGAUGCUCGUCGUAAUGGCGUUCAGUUUCCAGAAGCGUCUGCCGCAAGACGACUAAUUUUAUUCAUACUCGCAAGAGCUUAUUCAGGUGGAUCCCUGCCUGACCCGGCAAGUGUCGCUCACAUUUGGAUUGCUAUCCUUUUCCGUUUAAAGGGAAGCUACGGAGCUUCUUGGAAAAAAUGAGUUAGAAGUGAAUUCUAGUGUAUUUUUAC